AUGGCGAAUACUACCCUCCCUGAUGAUAUUAUUGUGCAUGUUUUCUUGAGGCUGCCGGUGAAAUCUUUAAUCCGAUUCAGUUGCGUUUCGAAACGGUGGCGUUCUUUAGUAAUCUCUGACCCAGAAUUCGCGCAAUCCCAUUUUAAAUUAGUGUCCAAGCAGAAAACCCUCAACCGCAGACUCCUCCUCUCAACUGACUCUCAACUUGAAUCCUUAGACUUGGAAGCGCCGUCGUUUGGAGAUAAAAAUUCAGUGAGGAAGCUUGUCAGCCCAUUUAAGCUGGACGAUGGUGCCAAGAUACUGGGCUCGUGCAACGGCUUGGUAUGUGCGAUUGGUGUUCACGAAAAGUUUUAUAUCUGGAACCCAUCAACCGGAUUGUCCAAGACAUUAUCUAACACAGGUUCCUUUGGUUUGUGGCCAAGAACUGAAAUGCCUAUUCUGCAUAAUUGUUAUUAUGGUUUCGGGUACGUAUCGGCUAUUGACGACUACAAACUUGUGGUAGCCACUGAUUUCGGGGAGGUUGCGAUCUUCUCAUUGAGAGCCAUCGUUUGGAAGAGGAUGAAAGGCCCUGAUGAUCAGUCCAUCAUACAAACUGAUAAUGGGACUCUUUUAAAUGAGGCACUACAUUGGCUCCCGAGUCACCAACUGUAUAUGUUUGCUUUUGAUUUGGCCAAGGAGGAGUUUCGGAAGGUGCCUCUGCCUGUUACUUGCGAACUUGACGAUAUGCCUUUCCAAUAUCUAGGGCUUCUUGAAGGAUGCCUGUGUGCAUUACAACACAAGUCUUGUGAUUGUGACUCUAUUGAUUUCUGGGUCAUGACAGAAUAUGGCGUGCUUGAAUCAUGGACUAAGUUCUUCAAGUUCAAGAUUUUCGGCCCACCAGAGCGCCCUAGGGGUUUAAGAACGGUCUUUAUAUCAGAAAGUGGUAGCGUUGUGGUGAGAAAAUAUAGGUCCAGGGACAUUGAGUUGAUAAGGAUUGAGAAAAAAGAAGACAAGCUUAAUGAUAAAAAUGACAAAGUUGUGGUUUGGGGUGACAGGUAUACGCUAAAAUGGGGUUGUGAGAUUAAUGUUGGAUAUGAUGAAACUCUAUUGUGGGCCGUUUUUGCUGGGCUUAUGGAACAAAUUAGUUUUGUUGCCAGAUGCCUGGUUUCUAGGCAGCUAGGUCAGACUAUGGCUAUAAUUAACCACAAAACCAAGGAGGAGGGAAUGGAGAGUGGUAGAGAUCUGGUGGAGCUUUGGCUGGCAAUGGGAAGAGGAGAGGAAGGAGGGAGAGAGGGAAUUGGGGAAGGCUAA
Prunus armeniaca (apricot) is the source of this 1290-nucleotide messenger RNA. NCBI's taxonomy places the organism in Eukaryota, Viridiplantae, Streptophyta, Magnoliopsida, Rosales, Rosaceae. The record is from the annotation of a GenBank genome assembly.